UGUAAACACUGAGCGUGACAACGUCGGUUCAACCUCAAGUUCAACAGUUGAUACUGCCAUUUUCAUUUCCUAUAUGGAUGGACGACUCCAGAUAUUCGUUAUCGCUCGCAUCCGAUCUGCGUGUUCAGGAUCUACAAAACAUCGCUGCGUGGCAGCGUAUCAUGUCCCGCAAUGUCAAGGAGCAGUCACCGCGCUAUCCUGUCUCCUCCGCUUUCUCGCGAUGGUGAAGUAUGGUAGUAAUAGAGAGGUGAUAGAGUCGGAAGUGAGCGCUCUGCACGAGAAGUACUGCAGUAACGAGGAUAUACCAGCUCUCUGUUGCCCGUUCAUCACUUUCCUGAUGGCUAUGUGCUGGAGCACCGGGAACAUGGGAAACGAUGAUGCAGACAAUAAACAAAGGAUCACUGUAAUUGACCUCACUGAGGUCAGAUCGCCAAUGUACUGCUUCGUCAACGUUGCAAAUACGGGAUGCAAUGUGAAGGACGCAGUAAUUCCUGCUCCGCGUGUGCCGCUUUCUGCACGCCAAUAUCUGUGUGCAUAUACCAAAGGCGAUUUCAAAGGGAAUGGGCAUAUCAAAAAACUUGAUAACGUCAAGUUGAUCAACCUGGACACUCUGAUAUCAGUUUGGCCGAACGAGUUCAAGAAGACGCAGACCCCCCAAGAUGUUCUUUCUUCGGGGUCUGAGGCUUUUGAUUUCAAAAUUAGCGAAGAAGUCAGAAAACUCGUUGGGAUGCCUCUGUUACAAUCAGUCGCACCAGAGUUGACGACGAUAUCAAAGGCACCAAUUCCAACCAUCACCAUUACGCAGGACACCCACGACACAUACGACAUCGAUCAAUUGAACGAACUUUGGCAGGCUGGAAAAAAAUUUCAGGUUUGUGGUGCGCUGCGGGACUUAUCGCCGUUUCCCCACAACGGAAUGUCAUUGUUGCACGAAGUUGUUGAAGAGAAGCUGAGCGAAAAGAAUGGCGUGUUAUCACUUGCGGAGGUGGCGCUACGAGACGAUCAGGUUGAAGAAAUCCUGAAUUUCCAUGGGAACAAAAUCAAAAGACUUGAUCUUUCCUAUAACUCCUAUCUCACGACGCAGAUCGUCCCCAAGAUCUUGCAGCUGGCUCCGCGCUUGAGCACCUUAAUAACUCUAGGUUGCCCCUUAAUAUCAAACGACGACAUUUAUCAACUGCUGCGGAACCACGGGCAUCUGUUUCACUCACUCGAAGCCCUACUACAUUCCUCUCUCUUGCAGCCUCUUAGGGAGCUUGCGCUUGAAAAUGUGUCUUACCCCGUCGCCUUCUCCUACAUACAGGCCUCGGACACGCAUAGUCAUCCGGUUGCAUGCGCCCUACCCUUGCUCCAGUCGGCCGUCGUCAUCCGUGCCAUCCUUGAUCUUGUGACAUUCGCUCCCGACGAUCCCUCAUGGCAUCUCGAUGUGGUUCUGCAACGUGCAUCCGCCGUUACGCCUGCAACCUUGUUCUCUGGAUUCCGCAAAGCAAAUAGCGAGAACAGAGAGGUCACAUGUAUUCCGCAAUAUUCAAUGCGAGGUCUGCAGGGAGAAGGUUGGGUGUUUGCGCUGUAUACGCCACCGAGAAUUAGCUCUGGGGCCGAAGUAGAAAGAGACCGACGCCAUACGUAUGCCUUCGUACGUUUCAAACCUCCCAAGAAAGCCGGUGGGGGAGAAGUGACUGGUCUGGAUCUCAACGUCAAUCUAGAAGGCGCUGAGAUUCAUACAUUUCGGUCAUGGCUCGACCAACUCGAAUUAGAGAAUCGUCCUGCUGCGCCUGCCGAGCUAGUGCACGAGCUUGACAACCGUCUUUUGGACCUUCAGCUGGAUAUCGAUUACGGUCUGAAACCAAUGCUGGAAGAUGAUCUUCGUGCUUUUGUUGAGAACAUACGUAGAAGUUCCAGAGCAAUGUAAGUGCAGGUUAUCUGAAUCAUGAAAACAGCACGAUGGUCGUUCAGUGCUAGCCUCGAGGUCAGUCUCC
Molecule: messenger RNA, 1976 nt
Organism: Suillus paluster
Lineage: Eukaryota; Fungi; Basidiomycota; Agaricomycetes; Boletales; Suillaceae
Exons: 2
Coding region: 74-1909 (611 amino acids)
Source: RefSeq, a predicted model, not a curated record